GAACUAGAAGUCUAGAAGCAUACCCCAAUCCUCCAAUCCUCUAUAUCAAUGGAGGCCACGAUCCUCACCAUAGCCUCUCCUUCUUCUUCAUCUCCCUCCCAUCCCCUCUCUCUCAAAUCCCAUUUCCGCAACCCCUUCGCCACUCCCACCCACCCACCCAAACUCGCUCUCCGCCCCUCCAAGCCCCGACCUCUCACAAUCCGCUCAGCCAUCAGCAGAACCAGGAAAGAAGAGACCGUCGAAGCCGUGAAGCAGCAGCUCCAAGACUGCUACCUCCUGGCCGGAAUCAGGUACAAAGGCCUCACAGUAAAGCAGUUCCAGGAUCUCCGCACACAGCUCCCGGAAACCACCAAGCUCCUCGUCGCGAAGAACACUCUGGUCCUCAAGGCCAUCGAGGGGACUCCAUGGGAGGCCUUGAAGCCGUGUAUGACGGGAAUGAAUGCCUGGCUCUUUGUUCACAGUGAGGAAAUCCCGGCUGCAUUGAAACCCUACAGAACAUUCCAGAAGGAGCAGAAGCUGGAAGGUAACGAUUUUGCUGGGGCGGUUUUUGAGGGGAAAUUCUACGGCCCGGAUGAGUUUAAAUCCCUGGAAAAUCUGCCUUCCCGCGCCGAGGUUUAUGCUAAGCUGUUGGGCUCUUUGAAGGGCCCGGCGUCGGCCGUCGUCGGGACUUUGCAGGCGCCGGCGAGGAACUUGGUAAUGGUGUUGCAGGCCUAUGUUAAGAAGCUGGAAGAAGAAGGAGGGCAAUAAUGGUAUGUAAUUGUAUUUUAUUUUUGUCAAUGAUUUGAAUUCUGGAGAUGUUAUGAGAAUAUGAGAUAUGGCAUUUUGUAUAUUUAUUCAUUUCUUUUAUACUCUCAAUUUGAUCAGUUAACUGCUUAAUAUUUUGUGCAUUGUUGGUAGCGGUAAUUGAUAAAUUGAUUAGAUUGGUUACUCCUUAA
Molecule: messenger RNA, 935 nt
Organism: Ipomoea triloba (trilobed morning glory)
Lineage: Eukaryota; Viridiplantae; Streptophyta; Magnoliopsida; Solanales; Convolvulaceae
Product: 50S ribosomal protein L10, chloroplastic-like
Exons: 1
Coding region: 49-747 (232 amino acids)
Biological process (GO): translation
Cellular component (GO): large ribosomal subunit
Molecular function (GO): structural constituent of ribosome
Source: RefSeq, a predicted model, not a curated record